CCUUCCUCCCUCCGUCCCUCCCUCCUUCCCCCCCCAGCAUGGCGGAACUGAGGAAGGAGCUGGUGGAGCUGGUGUGGGGCUCCCAGACCAGCCCCGCCCUCUCCGACACCAUCUUCUGCCGAUGGACGCAAGGUUUUGUGUUCAGCGAAUCGGAAGGCUCUGCGUUGGAACAGUUCGAAGGGGGCCCGUGCGCUGUAAUUGCACCUGUUCAGGCAUUUCUUUUAAAGAAGCUCCUUUUUACUUGUGAGAAGUCCAACUGGAGAGAUUGCCAAGAAGAAGAACGAAAGGACCUACUCUGCCACACCUUAUGUGACAUUUUAGAAACAGCUUGCUUCAAUAACUCUGGAUCAUACUGCUUGGCAGCAUGGUCAAGAGGAAAAACAUCUGAAGAAACUGCAGGGAUUUCUGAGAGUCCCGCAGAAUCUAGUCACCAAGAGGAACAUUCUUCUGCCUUGGCUGUCGAAGAGCUUGGCUUUGAGCGAUUUCAUGCAUUAAUUCACAAGAGGUCAUUCAAAAGUUUCCCCGAACUAAAGGAUGCUCUCUGGGACCAGUAUUCUGUAUGGACCAACAGAUUUGGAGUAUUGCUUUUUCUCUAUUCUGUGAUUCUGACAAAGGGAAUCGAAAACAUAAAAAAUGAAAUUGAAGAUGCAACAGAACCUUUGAUUGAUCCUGUCUACGGACAUGGCAGCCAAAGCCUAAUAAACCUCCUGCUGACUGGACAUGCUGUUUCUAAUGUGUGGGAUGGAGACAGAGAGUGUUCAGGAAUGAAACUUCUCGGUAUCCAUAAACAAGCAACUGUCGGCUUUUUAACAUUAAUGGAGUCUCUGAGGUACUGUAAGGUGGGCUCCUAUUUGAAAUCUCCGAAGUUCCCCAUUUGGCUGGUUGGCAGUGAAACUCACCUCACCGUUUUCUUUGCCAAGGAUUUGGCCUUGGUUGCCCCUGAAGCCCCGUCAGAACAAGCCAGGAGAGUUUUUCAAACUUACGAUCCUGAAGAUAAUGGAUUCAUUCCCGACACACUUCUAGAAGAUGUAAUGAAAGCUUUGGACCUUGUAUCGGAUCCUGAAUACGUAAACCUCAUGAAGACCAAAUUAGACCCAGAAGGAUUAGGAAUCAUAUUACUGGGUCCCUUUCUUCAAGAAUUUUUCCCUGAGCAGGAUUCCAGAGUUCCAGAGUCAUUUACUGUCUAUCAUUACAAUGGAUUAAAACAGUCUAAUUAUAAUGAAAAGGUCAUGUAUGUCGAAGGCACAGCAGUAGUCAUGGGCUUUGAAGAUCCGAUGCUUCAGACAGACGAUAGUCCAGUUAAGCGUUGUCUCCAAACUAAGUGGCCGUACAUAGAAUUACUGUGGACCACAGACCGCUCUCCUUCACUAAACUGAUGAAGUGGAAUUUUUAGAAGGAAGAUACAAAAAACAGAAGCUUAAAGAAGCGUCUAGCAGUCGGCAGUUGGCUGGAAAAUACCUACCCUAUGGCUGGAUGAAGUUAUACACUGGUAUCACUGAUAAAAUGUAAAUAACUAUUUUAGACACUCUUUUCAGUGUUUGUUGGAUAUAUUUAAUUUGGAUUUCUUUUACCAUGUGUUCUUUGUCCAGGUUUUUCUCUCUCUUUUUUUUUUUCUCUUUGACCAUUGUGAGAUUUAAGUGACAAAAAUGAAAUCGGGGCAUAAACAAAACCCAUCCCCUGAACCGUCCCAGAUAAUUUUCGUCUCUUUCGGGAAGAUACGACCACCAUCUAAUACUGGAGUAUCGGAUGUAAAAUUUCGAAACCUAUCAACUUUUUCUUGUGUUAGAUUCACUCUGAUGCGUCAUUAUUUAAAUGAUACUGGCUUACAGGACCCUUAUCGAGGUUCAGAACCGAAAUGUUUGAGUUACAUUUUUGGCCAUUUUUUUUUCUAAUCUGGUUUCACAUAAGCUUGCACAAAUGUACACUGAUAUAUUCUACAUCAUACAAAUCAUCGAUCCUGUCUCUUGACAGUUGUCUGUGGCUUAGCUAUCUGGCAUGUUAACGAAAGGCCGAAACUAAGGAGAAAAAUGUACCACUCUUCAGGGAUGUUGUAUAAGGAGGAUGUAAAACAAAAAGUUCAACUGCAGAAAGAAUCUGUUUUACAAUCCUAAAGCUGUUCACUCUUAUUGAAUUGCCAAAUGCUUUUUUUCCCUUUUGUCCAAACAGCAAUGUAAGCCAGCUUUCUUGUAUAUUUAUAACUGUGUUAAGUGCAUGAGACCAUCUGUUAUUACAUUAGUAUACUCUAUUUUAUUUAUUACGAUCCUAGUUCUUGGCCCUAAAUAAACAGACUUUUUUUCCUGAA
This is a messenger RNA of Tachyglossus aculeatus (Australian echidna), 2302 nucleotides long. RefSeq names its product MINDY lysine 48 deubiquitinase 3 (gene MINDY3). The coding region runs from base 39 to 1376 and encodes 445 amino acids. The record is from RefSeq and is a predicted model, not a curated record. Gene Ontology annotation, biological process: protein K48-linked deubiquitination. The transcript is spliced from 15 exons. Gene Ontology annotation, molecular function: K48-linked deubiquitinase activity; cysteine-type deubiquitinase activity. Lineage: Eukaryota; Metazoa; Chordata; Mammalia; Monotremata; Tachyglossidae.